This is a messenger RNA of Symbiodinium necroappetens, 205 nucleotides long. NCBI's taxonomy places the organism in Eukaryota, Dinophyceae, Suessiales, Symbiodiniaceae. The record is from the annotation of a GenBank genome assembly.
AUGCUGCUCUUCAAGCUGCCGGCGCGAUUUCUUGUACUCGUCUUGGCAUUCGAUGCCGCACUUGCUGUACGACCCGGGAUCAAAGUCGAUGGCAGCAGGAGGUUGUCCAGGCUCUUGCAGAAGUUCCUGGCAUCGGAAGACCGACGCAGCGAGUUUCAGGACACCCUGAACACCUCCACAGAUGAUCGCUGGCAGCGAGAGAUGU